Messenger RNA from Gregarina niphandrodes, 1050 nucleotides. RefSeq names its product aldo-keto reductase. Lineage: Eukaryota; Apicomplexa; Conoidasida; Eugregarinorida; Gregarinidae. The record is from RefSeq and is a predicted model, not a curated record. The transcript has a single exon. The coding region runs from base 1 to 1050 and encodes 349 amino acids. Gene Ontology annotation, molecular function: oxidoreductase activity.
AUGUCAGUUCUGGUUCAUGAGUUCAGUAAUGGAGUGAUGUUGCCGGUGGUGUCUCUAGGAUGUUGGUGUCUGGAGGCGAAGGAUGAGAGUACCAAGUCGGCGGUGGCUAUGGCUUUGAAGACGGGUUACAAGGCGUUGGAUGAUGCGUUUUGUUAUGAGAAUGAGGCAGUGAUUGGACCGAUUGUAUCUAAGUUUGAUGGUAAGGCGACAGCUCAUACGGAUGUGAAAGAGUGUGGUCCAUUUAAGGUGGUGUCUGAGGAGGAGUUUAGGAAGAGUUUUGAGAAGCCACAUGGGAAGCCGAGAGAUGACCGGAAGAUUUUUGUGACGUCAAAAGUUUGGGUAACUCAUUUUACUCCGGCUGGUGUUCGCGAGCAAUGUGAAGAGCACUUGAAGAACUUCGACCGAUCUUCUUGUGAUUUGAUGCUGCUUCACUGGCCAGGUAUUCAUGUAGGAUUCGACGAACCAGAAAGCUCUGGUGGUAGUAACCCUCUCUUCACCUUGGAGAACCAAAAGGCUGACCAAACACAGACAAGGAUUACUUGCUGGAGAACCAUGGAACAGAUGUACCACGAAGGCAAAUUCAGAGCCAUCGGAGUCAGCAAUUACAUGCCCAAACAUCUCCUACCCAUACUAGAAGAUGUCAAAGCCAGAAAGGCUGCUGGCGAUCUUAAAGCUAUGUACCCUAUGGUCAACCAGAUUGAGCUCAAUGUCUUCUGCCAGAUACCUCAAGACCUCGACAAAAUCUGCAAGGACCAUGGCAUACUCAUCACCUCCUACUCCACUCUCGGAGGCGUAAACAGCGUCGCCAAGCAUAUCACACAUCCUGUGGUCACCAAAAUUGCGGCAAAACAUAACGUCAAACCUGCUGCCGUUCUACUCAGAUGGGCCAUGCAAAUGGGCUACACCGUUCUGCCUCGAAGCACAAAGGAUGAGAGAGUUGUUGACAACUUUAACUUGUUCCACUUCAACAUGGACAAUGAGGAAAUGAAAGAACUGACCGCUCUCAACUCAAACGAGCGCAAUCUAAUGGACCCGAACGAAAUCAAUUAA